GACGCCACAUCCGGCGCGCUGCCAAGAUGGCGGCGGGGCGCGGGGCCCGGUAACGGCGCGGCCAUGGCGGCGGCGGCGGCGCACAGCGUCCGCGUCCUGCGGGAGCUGAACCGGCAGCGCGCGGCGGGGCAGUUCUGCGACGCGACGCUGGGCGUGGGCGGGCGGGAGUUCCGCGCCCACUGGCCGGUGCUGGCCAGCUGCUCCCGCUUCUUCCGCGCCCGCGGGCCCGGCGGCCCGGUGGCGCUGCCCGAGGGCCUGGCCGACACCUUCCAGCUCCUCCUCGACUUCUUCUACACCGGCCGCCUGGCCCUCACCGCCCACAACCGCGCCCGCCUGCUGGCCGCCGCCGAGCAGCUCGGCGUGCCCGACGCCGUGGCGCUCUGCCGGGCCUUCCGCCCCGCCGGGCCCCGGCAGCGGCCCCGCCGCACCGCCGCCUCCGCCGCCCCGACCCCGACCCGUCCGGGGGAAGCGGACAUCGCGGCCGCGGCUCCCCCGCAGCCCGGAGGCCAGGCGGCCACCCCCCCGGCCCCGGAGGAGGCGGCGGCGGGCGACGGCGGGCGGGGGGACAGCGACGCCGAGUCCCUGCCCGAGAAAAAGGCCCUGCAGAGCAAAAAGAACCCCCCCCCGGGGAAGGCGCCCGGCGGCGCGGGGACGCCCGGGAGCAGAAAAGGUACAGCGGUGCCGGUCGAGUGCCCCACAUGUCAUAAAACCUUCCUCAGCAAAUAUUGCCUUAAAGUGCACAACAGGAAACACACUGGAGAAAAGCCAUUUGAAUGUUCCAAAUGUGGCAAAUGUUAUUUCAGAAAAGAGAAUCUCCUGCAACACGAAGCCAGAAAUUGCAUGAACCGAUCUGAGCAGGUUUUCACGUGUUCAGUCUGCCAGGAGGUGUUCAAGAGGCGAAUGGAGCUGCGGCUGCACAUGGUGUCGCACACAGGGGAGAUGCCGUACAAGUGCUCCUCCUGCGCCCAGCAGUUCAUGCAGAAGAAGGACCUGCAGAGCCACAUGAUAAAGCUGCAUGGUGCGCCAAAGCCCCACGCGUGCUCGACCUGCUCCAAGUGCUUUCUGUCUCGGACAGAGCUGCGCCUGCAUGAGGCCUUCAAGCACCGGGGAGAGAAGCUGUUUGUCUGCGAGGAGUGCGGGCACCGGGCCUCGAGUCGCAACGGCCUGCAGAUGCACAUCAAGGCCAAGCACAGAAAUGAGCGGCCCUACGUUUGCGAGUUCUGCCACCACGCCUUCACGCAGAAAGCCAACCUCAACAUGCACCUGCGCACGCACACCGGCGAGAAGCCCUUCCAGUGCCACCUCUGCGGCAAGACCUUCAGGACGCAAGCGAGCCUGGACAAGCACAACCGGACCCACACCGGGGAGCGUCCCUUCAGCUGCGAGUUCUGCGAUCAGCGCUUCACAGAGAAGGGGCCCCUGCUGAGGCACAUUGCCAGCCGGCACCAGGAGGGGAGGCCCCACUUCUGCCAGAUCUGUGGGAAAACGUUCAAAGCUGUUGAACAGCUGCGCGUCCACGUCCGCCGGCACAAGGGCGUGAGGAAGUUCGAGUGCACCGAGUGCGGCUACAAGUUCACGCGGCAGGCUCACUUGAGGCGCCACAUGGGGAUUCAUGACCGGGUGGAGAACUAUAACCCCCGGCAGCGGAAGCUGCGGAACCUGAUCAUCGAGGACGAGAAGGCCAUGGUGGUGGCACUGCAGCCGCCGCCGGAGCUGGACGUGGGCUCGGCCGAGGUGAUCGUGGAGUCCCUGUCCCGUGGCGCCCUGCCCGAGGAGCUCCCUGUGCAGAGACUCUGCUCAAACGAGAACUUCUCUACAGCAGAUGUGAUCGAGCAAUCGCUAAUUAUAACGACGAUUCCCGAAGACUGUGAAACAUAGCGUGACCGCCUGCGCGCGUCCUUCCUACCAAAACACAAUAAAGCGUUAGGCUGGAGCCGCUCUCUGCUGCGCUUGUUCUUUCCGAGUUGUGCAGCUGCCCCUUCCCCUCCUCCCCACAAAGCUCCCACCCCAGGUUGCAGGGAAGUGAAGUUAUAAUCGGGUCACAAAUGAAGAAACAAAUGUGAAGCUAGUCAGAAUGGCUACUUAAAUAAACGUACGUGUGCUGUAUGAGGCAGGAUGUGACUGCUGACUCCAUGUGUGUAAUACUGUGAAUCGCUUUUUAACGAGCUCUCGUUUGUGGCUGGAGGGACAGCUGGUGCUCGCCUCCCCUUUCCUCCAGUGCUCUUGCCUUGCACAGGCAGUUCUGCCUUUUGAGUCUGAAAGCUCGUGAUUAAAGCUUACCUUCCCCAAGA
Molecule: messenger RNA, 2291 nt
Organism: Harpia harpyja (harpy eagle)
Lineage: Eukaryota; Metazoa; Chordata; Aves; Accipitriformes; Accipitridae
Gene: ZBTB48
Product: zinc finger and BTB domain containing 48
Exons: 10
Coding region: 64-1878 (604 amino acids)
Biological process (GO): regulation of transcription by RNA polymerase II
Cellular component (GO): nucleus
Molecular function (GO): RNA polymerase II cis-regulatory region sequence-specific DNA binding; DNA-binding transcription factor activity, RNA polymerase II-specific; protein binding
Source: RefSeq, a predicted model, not a curated record